Microcebus murinus (gray mouse lemur) is the source of this 2320-nucleotide messenger RNA. RefSeq names its product pyrimidinergic receptor P2Y6 (gene P2RY6). The record is from RefSeq and is a predicted model, not a curated record. Gene Ontology annotation, biological process: cellular response to pyrimidine ribonucleotide; G protein-coupled receptor signaling pathway. Gene Ontology annotation, cellular component: plasma membrane. NCBI's taxonomy places the organism in Eukaryota, Metazoa, Chordata, Mammalia, Primates, Cheirogaleidae. Gene Ontology annotation, molecular function: G protein-coupled UTP receptor activity; G protein-coupled ADP receptor activity; G protein-coupled UDP receptor activity.
CUCUGCCUUUUAUCCUUCUUUACUCUUCCUUAUAGCUCUUAUCACCACCUGCCCUGCUAUAUAUUUACUCAUUAACUAAAAUAAACCAGUCUCCCAUGCUAGAAUAUAGGCAUCUCAGGGCAGGGACUUUCUUUUGUGCCGCUGAGUGACUUGAAUAUUACCUGAACAAAGUAUGUGCCCGAUGAGUAUUUGUAAAGCAGAAGAGGAAGAGAAAGAAGAGGAGGGAGAGUGAGAGUGAAUAACCGUACAGAUGAGGAGGGGCUGGCCCAGGCCCACCGUGGGCCCAGGCAGAGCCACCCUGGCCGCCUUCUCCCCAUAAUGCCCAAGCUCAAGGAGGGAUCGGAGCUGGGGAGGGGAAGGGUACCCGGGCUCAGCCUCACCUGCUAUUGGAGGAGCCAUCCUCAGUCCCUGGGGUGGGGGUAUCUGGACCCAUGGGCUUGGUGGGGUCUCAGCUUCCUUUAAUGGACCUUCCAGGCACUGCUGAGAAAACCAAGUUAACUGUUCCCUGUGGCAGCAAUGAUCAGGAACAGGCUCGUCUCCAGACCCGAGAGAGGCCAGGAGAGGGCUGGGGUGGGCGUGGGGAGGAGGAGGAAAAGUGGUCAUCUGAUGAGUGCCUUCCUGCGCCAGGCCCUGGUCCUUAAAUGUUAUCUCGCUCCAUCCUCCCAUCAGCCCUUGGGGCUCAACUGAUGAUGCCAUUCUUUGGGUGAGCAGACUCGGAGGGUGAAGUGACUUCCUUGCAGCAAGGUGGUGGCUCCGUCAGCCUUGGCGUUGGGGACUUGAGCUUGAAGGUUCUCAGGAUUCGAGUCCUGGCCAGCUCUGUGGCAAGUCACUUCCCCUCCUUGGGUGUCUCAGUUUCCUCAUCUGCUGCCUCUCCAGACUUCUGAGAGACGUUGCAUGUGAAGGUAGCACAGGAGCUGGCUAGCAGCAGGGGCUGCUCCAGGAGUAGGAAAUUGCCCCAGCACGUCACGGACUGCAAGUGGGCCGCUCGCUAAGUCCCGGCCUCUCCAAAUGUAGGAAACCCAGCUGGGCAGCCAUGGAGUGGGACAAUGGCACAGGCCAGGCUCUGGGCUUGCCACCCACCACCUGUGUCUACCGUGAGAACUUCAAGCGUCUGCUGCUGCCACCUGUGUAUUCAGUGGUGCUGGCGGCUGGUCUGCCGCUGAACAUCUGUGUCAUUGCCCAGAUUUGCACAUCCCGCCGGGCCCUGACCCGCACGGCCGUGUACACCCUAAACCUGGCCCUGGCCGACCUGCUGUAUGCCUGCUCCCUGCCCCUGCUCAUCUACAACUACGCCCAGGGUGACCACUGGCCCUUCGGUGACCUCGCCUGCCGCCUGGUCCGAUUCCUCUUCUACGUCAACCUGCACGGCAGCAUCCUCUUCCUCACCUGCAUCAGCUUCCAGCGCUAUCUGGGCAUCUGCCACCCACUGGCCCCCUGGCACAAGUGCGGGGGCCACCGGGCUGCCUGGCCUGUGUGUAUAGCCGUGUGGCUGGCUGUGACAGCCCAGUGCCUGCCCACAGCUGUCUUUGCUGCCACAGGCAUCCAGCGUAACCGCACCGUCUGCUACGACCUGAGCCCGCCCGCCCUGGCCGGCCACUACAUGCCCUACGGCAUGGCCCUCACGGUCAUCGGCUUCCUGCUGCCCUUUGCAGCCCUGCUGGCCUGCUACUGUCGCCUGGCUCGGCGCCUGUGCCGCCAGGAUGGCCCCAUGGGGCCUGUGGCCCAGGAGCGGCGUGCUAAGGCGGCCCGCAUGGCUGUGGUGGUGGCAGCCACCUUUGCCAUCAGUUUCCUGCCUUUCCACGUCACCAAGACAGCCUACCUGGCCGUGCGCUCCACACCAGGUGUCUCCUGCCCCGUGCUGGAGGCCUUUGCAGCCGCCUACAAAGGCAUGCGGCCCUUCGCCAGCGCCAACAGCGUGCUCGAUCCCAUCCUCUUCUACUUCACCCAAAAGAAGUUCCGCCAGCGGCCGCGGGAGCUAAUAUGGAAACUCACGGCCAAAUGGCAGCGGCACGGCCACUGAGUCCGCCAGGGCAGGACUCCCAGGGCCCGGGCAGCUGUCACAUUUGCCAUUGUGGCCAGGCCACCAGCAGCCCCACCAAACCCAAGCCAUGCAGAGAACUAGAGCUCAGCUCGGCUGGCAUGGAGUAAGGUCCCUCACAGACCCCAGGACCUCACCAACAACUAUUUAUUGAGCCCUUUCUCUGGACCAGGCCCUAUGGGCACAGUGACAGACUGGCCUGCGCCUGACUCUUGCGAAGCCAGCCAUGGAGAGCUGGGGAAAUCAUGCUAAGCUGCUCACAAAAAUAUGGUCUGACAUGUA